AGGCUUGCUGAGGAGGUGUUAAAUGGAGCAAACUGAAGUGAGCAAUGUCAGUGCGGGAAGGUCAAGGUUUGGAAGUACACAAGAGGCAGAAAGAAGAUGCGUGUCCUUUUUGUAGCUGUUAUACUUUGUGCUCUGUCAGCACCAACCUGGAGCUCAGAUGAAGGAGAAGGUGCGGGCUUAGGAGAUUUGUUUGGAGGAUUCAGUGGAGGUCUAAAGAAUUUGGGAGGUUUGUUUGGAGGAGGUGGCGGAGGUCUAAAGAACCUGGGAGACUUGUUUGGAGGAGGUGGUGGAGAUCUAAAGAACUUGGGAAGUUUGCUUGGGGAAGAUGGUGGAGGUCUAGAGAACUUGGGAAAUUUACUUGGAGAAGGUGGUGAAGGUCUAGAGGUUUUAUCAGCUUUAAAUGGAGGUGGCAACAAUCUGGAGGGUGCAAAAAAUAAAAGGAAGAAAAACAAGGGUAGAAAAAACAAGCAAAGAAACAAAAAAGGACAGAAGGAAGAAUAAAAAGCAGGCCAACCAACGACAUUCUGAAAUGUUUAAAAAUUGAAAGCAGGAAUCGAUACCUUGGAAAGCUCAUAUAAUCCAGCAAUAUAUGAACCAAUUCUACAGAUGCUGCAACAUCUGAAAAAUCUCAGCUAAAUCUGCAUUUCCACAAUGUAACAGGGACUAUUGUAACAACCUGGUAAUUAAGGGAAAAGGCUCAUGUUAACAUUUGUUUUUCCUCCAUAAAUACAUUUUAAGUAAGCAAACUAAUCUGGGCGUUGGGGGUGGUGAAGACUUGAUUGUACUUUGGGUUGUUUAACAGAAUAUUGUGCCUAUUGGGUUUUGCAAAGACUCAAAAAUAAAAAAAAUAGCUGCAUGAA
This is a messenger RNA of Sphaerodactylus townsendi, 860 nucleotides long. RefSeq names its product eggshell protein 1-like. Bases 97 to 501 code for a protein of 134 amino acids. Lineage: Eukaryota; Metazoa; Chordata; Lepidosauria; Squamata; Sphaerodactylidae. The transcript has 12 exons. The record is from RefSeq and is a predicted model, not a curated record.